AAUAGUUUAUUAAAAGCAACAUGCACACAUUGGGUCGACUCCAUGGCAGAUUUCAGUUCCAGAGACUGUUCUUGCCUCCUUCCUUCUCUUUCUCAUCCUCCGUAGUCUCUCCUAAACUAACCAGAGCCAGUUCCACCCGGUCAGCAGGCCCUCCUCCUUCUCAAUAUCAGGCCACUGAAACUUACUCUGACACGAGGUCUGACAUGAUGAUUGGUUCUUUAUUAUCUUCAAUAUUACGAGCAGAAUCACUCAACUCCUCAAUGGAAAUAUUGGGAAGGUACAAGGAGCCUCUUAUUGUCUUUGAUAGGUUGCAAGUUUUGAAAGCUGUGUCUCAAACGAGCUUUCAGGGUAAGGCCAGUAUAAAAUCCUCUCCACUAAAAAAUAAAAAUAAUGAAACUCUUCAGAAACUUUGCAAUGACAUUACAAGAGACGUGCAUUUGCUGUCAUUGCCAGACCUGGUUCAACUACUCUCUUAUUUUGGUAAAUUAAAAACUAACAUUAACCCAAGAGCAGCUGAUACCAUUUUAUCUUUGAUAGAAGAAAGCGGUAAAAGUUUAUCUGAACUCCCACCUGAGGACAUACGCUCUAUUGUUAAUUCUUUAGUUCUCUUUAACAUUAAAACAGGGCGGACAGAAUUGAUUGACCAUAUUGCAGCCAUCGUUGCACAUCAACUCACCAGCAAGACUUUUGAUUGUCAUGUCUCGCUAAGGGAGAUUUGCAGGGGUUUUGCUAGACUUGGAAGAUGGCCGAAAGAGUUAACAGAUCCACUGUUAGGUUACCUGUACAGGAGUAUUGAUGUAAUGGAUGAUUUUUCUGUAGCAAUCAUUAUCUGGUCUUUGCAGAAAAGCAACAUUCCUCUUAAAGAUUGGAUCUUUGAGAAAGCAUCAACAUUAAUACUUGAAAGUGAAUCCACUAGUGUCGUAUCGCAUUUACUGUGGGUGUCAGGAAAGUCAUUGCAUUACUACAGUAAAGAGUUUUAUGACAAGAUGAGAGAGAUCUUGUUAUCCAGUAAAGCAAGACAUUGGUGCGACCCACGUCUGUUGUCACAUAUGCUUUGGAUGCUUGCAAAAGUGAGACAUUAUGAUCCAGUACUGUUGGACAGAGCAGCUGAAGUUGCAUUACCGCUACUUUGUAGAAUGGAGCCACACACUUUAUCUAGUUUUGUGUAUGCCUAUGGGUAUUUCAAUCAUCCUUCACCAGCUUUGUUUAAAGCACUUGAAGAGCUUUUGGUCUCCUAUGGAAGUACUUAUGCGUUUCAAAAUUCACAAGCUUUUGUCAACAUUUUGUGGUCUUUUCUUGUCCUUGAGUUGUAUCCAGUACCUUUGAUUGUGCAGGUUUUCAAAGACGAAUUUAUAAAAGUUAACAAUUACCUUCCUACUGUACUACAGCUGGACAAUGCAUCAAUGACUAACCCCCACCUCUCCCUUCCCUCUCUCUCUCCUUCUCAACGUUCCUCCAUUUUAUCACAAACACUGACAGAAAAGCCCAUUACAAAAUCAAAAUUGGAAAAGAAUAUCAGAGAAACACUAAACAAGUUACUUCACUCAUCAAAAGGAGACUCAAGUUAUUUAUUUAAUGCUGAGAAGCUUCAUAUCCCAGAAGCUUAUAUGCCUAAUGGCUACUCUGUUGAUGCUGAGAUCUUGUUAGAUGCAAAUGAUGAUCCUAUACCACCUGGAAAUCAAAAUUUUAAAUGGAGUCAAGCUGGUUUGAAACAGCUUUGCAUGGAGGAUGUGCCUGUUUCUCAGAAAAGGUUAUCCAAAAUAUUCAAAGAUACUAAGAAUAAAGGUGAAGGGUUGUAUAAUAUAUCCAGUGGAUGGACUGAUGGAGGGAGAGUUGCAGCUGCUAAAAGGAGAAUAAUAAUUGAGAUUGAAGGCCCAUUUCAUUAUGCUGUCAAUAUUAAACAUGAGCUUGGAAAAAGUGUCAUAAAGAGGAGGCAGCUGGAAGCUUUCGGCUGGGAAUUCAUACAAGUUCCGUACUACAAAUGGUACCCAUUUCGUAACAACUACAAAGCUAAAUGGGAAUACUUGAAAAGAAAUUAUUUACAAAAAAAGACAAUUGAGAAAUAGAGCAAAUAUUUGUGCAAUU
Amphimedon queenslandica is the source of this 2085-nucleotide messenger RNA. RefSeq lists its product as uncharacterized. The transcript has 3 exons. Lineage: Eukaryota; Metazoa; Porifera; Demospongiae; Haplosclerida; Niphatidae. The record is from RefSeq and is a predicted model, not a curated record. Bases 21 to 2066 code for a protein of 681 amino acids. Gene Ontology annotation, molecular function: RNA binding. Gene Ontology annotation, biological process: regulation of mitochondrial mRNA stability; mitochondrial RNA processing. Gene Ontology annotation, cellular component: mitochondrial matrix; ribonucleoprotein granule.